Pristis pectinata (smalltooth sawfish) is the source of this 3753-nucleotide messenger RNA. RefSeq names its product zinc finger protein 271-like. Gene Ontology annotation, cellular component: nucleus. The record is from RefSeq and is a predicted model, not a curated record. The transcript has 7 exons. The coding region runs from base 925 to 3747 and encodes 940 amino acids. Gene Ontology annotation, biological process: central nervous system development; regulation of transcription by RNA polymerase II. Lineage: Eukaryota; Metazoa; Chordata; Chondrichthyes; Rhinopristiformes; Pristidae. Gene Ontology annotation, molecular function: RNA polymerase II cis-regulatory region sequence-specific DNA binding; DNA-binding transcription factor activity, RNA polymerase II-specific.
CCGGCAGCGCGCCUGCGCCUUUCGGGAGGCCCGCUGUACUUCCUGGGGCCGGGCUGGCGGCCUCUCAUAACUUUAUGGACCUGCUCCUGCGCAUCUGGGACCUUCUGGCUCGCGUGGAACAUGUUGGUACCACCACUCCCGUGUCCAGGACCCACACCUGCAGCCUCAGUGCCUGUUAAACCAAUAGAGGGCUUUCUUCGGUGCAGGGAUUUCUGGGGUUUUAGAAGUGAAGGAUUUGCAUGGGUGGAUCUCAAACCCAACAACACGUCAGAACUGCAGCCUCACUCUGUUCAACAACACCCGAAUGUCAUUGUCCUUUGAAGGUGGAAGCAGAGAUGCUUGUCUGUUUGAUUCUUGGGCAAAGAUUUCAAAUGACAGAGCCACCGGCAAGGCAGUGAGGCUGAUGCAGCCCAGCGAGAUAGUUACAGAGCACUGACAGUGGAAAGAGCUUCAGGGCAGUGCACAGCCAGAGAUGACACCAUCCACACUGGGAGAGAAACUGCACCCAUUCCGUGUGUGCUUGAAGUUUUGGUGAAUUAACCAAGUGAGCGACCAUGUAAAAUUUCUGAAGGAGUGAUAUCAGUGCAGACUUGCAAGAGAAACAAUUCCUCGUCCCAGAUGGAAACUUGUGGGUCAUGCCAGGGAGUAACUCCACCUCCUUUGUGUGCAGAAGUGGUUCAUUGACUUGUCCUCCUGCUUAGAACACCGUUGUCUUCACACCAAAGUGAAACCACUUCAGUGUUCUGACUGGGGGAAAAGAAAUGUCAGGCAAACCAGGGCCCUAACACUGGAGAGAGGCUGGACAGCUGCUCUCCACGUGGAAGACAAAUUCACUCAGUCAUCCCUCCCCACUGACUUCACGUGGGGAAGAAGCCGCUUGCCUGUUGCGUGUGUGGGGAGGGAUUCACCCGGUUGUCCAACCUAAUGGGACGCAAGCGUGUCCACGCCGAGGAUCGUCCGUUCACCUGCUCCGAGUGCGGGAAGGGAUUCACCCGCUCAUCCGACCUGAUGAGGCACCAGCGGGUCCACACCGGGGAGAGGCCCUUCACCUGCCCUGAGUGCGGGAAGGGAUUCACUCAGUCGUCCAGCCUGCUGACCCACCAGCGGGUCCACACCGGGGAGAGGCCGUUCACCUGCCCCGAGUGCGGGAAGGGGUUCACUCAGUCGUCCCACUUACUGUUGCAUCAGAUUGUCCACACUGGGGAGAGACCAUUCACCUGCUCCGAGUGCAGGAAGGGAUUCACCCGCUCAUCUGAUUUACUGUGGCAUCAGAUCGUUCACACCGGGGAGAAGCCAUUCAGCUGCUCUCAGUGUGGGAGGGGGUUCACUCUGUCCUCCGACCUGCUGAGACACCAGCGGAUCCACACUGGGGAGAGGCCCUUCACCUGCUCCGAGUGCGGGAAGGGAUUCGCUCGGUCCUCCAACCUGCUGACCCACCAGCGUAUCCACACCGGGGAGCGGCCAUUCACCUGCCCCGAGUGCGGGAAGGGCUUCACCCGCUCGACCAGCCUGGUCACCCACCAGCGGGUCCACACCGGGGAGAGGCCCUUCACUUGCCACGAGUGCGGGAAGGGAUUCACUCAGUCAUCAGACCUGCACUUACACCGGGUCGUUCACACUGGGGAGAGGCCAUUCACCUGCUCUGAGUGCGGGAAGGGCUUCACUCGGUCGUCUGACCUGCUGAGUCACCGACAAGUCCACACCGGGGAGAAGCCGUUCACCUGCUCCGAGUGCGGGAAGGGAUUCACUCGAUCAUCUGACCUACUGAGCCAUCAGAUAGUUCACACUGGUGAGAGGCCGUUCACCUGCUCUCACUGCGGGAAGGGCUUCACCCAGUCCUCCAACCUGCUGAGGCACCAGCGGGUUCACACCGGGGAGAGGCCGUUCACCUGCUCGGAGUGCGGGAAGGGGUUCACCAGGUCAUCCAACCUGCUGAGACACCAGCGGGUUCACACCGGGGAGAGACCGUUCACCUGCCCCGAGUGCGGAAAAGGAUUCACCAGGUCGUCCAACCUGCUGAGACACCAGAGAUUUCACACCGAGGAUAAAGGGGCGGCGGCGGCGCGGAGACCCGAUGCAAUGAAUGAGCCGGAACUCCCGCCCUCCACCUGCGCCGCUCCGCGCAGCAUCCAGUGCUGGGACCUUGGGGAUAUCCCCCCCUCCUCUAGGAACCGGGAGCUCGGGCGGACCUUGGGGAUUCCCCACAGGGUCCGGGGGCGCGGCCAGGCCGGACCUGUCGCAGGCCUGUUCACACCCUCCUGUCUCCACAGCCAUGAACCCCUUUCACUGCCCCGACUGCGGGAAACACUUAAGCGAUCCAGUGACCUGAUGAGACACCAGCGGGUCCACAGCGGAGAGAGGCCGUUCACCUGCUCCCACUGCGGGAAGGGGUUCACCCACUUGUCCCACCUGGUGAUACACCGCAGGGUCCACAGCGGGGAGAGGCCCUUCAUUUGCUUGGAGUGCGGGAAGGGAUUCACUCGGUCCUCCACCCUGGUGACACACCAGCAAGUCCACACCGGGGAGAGGCCGUUCACCUGCUCUGACUGUGGGAAGGGGUUUCUCCGCACAUCCAACCUGGUUAUACACCAGCGGGUCUACACCGGGGAGAGGCCCUUCACCUGUUCGGAGUGUGGGAAGGGAUUCAGCCAGUCAUCCGACCUGGUGAUCCAUCAGCGGAUCCACACCGGGGAGAAACCAUUCACCUGCACUGAGUGCGGGAAGGGGUUCAUUCGGACCUCUGCCCUGCAGACCCACCAGCGUCUUCACACAGGAGAGAGGCCGUUCACCUGCUUGGAGUGCGGGAAGGGAUUCAUUCGGUCGUCUGAUCUUCUGGUGCACCGGCGGAUCCACACCGGGGAGAGGCCAUUCACCUGCCCUGUGUGCGGGAAGGGAUUCACCCAGUCGGCUGAUCUGUGGAGACACCAGCAGGUUCACACCAGGGCGCGGCUGCACACCUGCUCCGAGUGCAGGGAGGGAAUUAUUUACCUGUACAAACUGGUGACCCACCAGCUGCAGGUCCACCCCGGAUCAUCUGCUGAGUGGGCAGAGCGUAUUCCGUGUCCUGGAGCAUUCUGGGUAUCGGAAGCCGCCAUUGCACCGCGGAACAAAAUCCACACCGGCAGCUUCACAAGCGGCGAGAAGGAACGUGUCCUCAUCGAACGCGGGAAUCACAGCGGGGAGAGGCCGUUCACCUGCAGUGACUGUGGGAGGGGGUUCACUCGCUCGGCCAACCUGCUGACCCACCAGCGGGUCCACACCGGGGAGAGGCCCUUCACCUGCCCUGAGUGCGGGAAGGGGUUCACCCGCUCGUCCAACAUGGAGAUACACCGGCGGCUUCACACCGGGGAGAGGCCAUUUACCUGCUCCGAGUGCGGGAAGGGAUUCACCCGCUCAUCUAACCUGGUGAUACACCGGCAGGUCCACACCGGGGAGAGGCCGUUCACCUGCUCGGAGUGCGGGAAGGGCUUCAUUCGGUCGUCUGAGCUUGUGAUGCACCAGCGGAUCCACACCGGGGAGAGGCCGUUCACCUGCCCUGUGUGCGGGAAGGGGUUCACUCAGUCCUCUGACCUGCGGAGACACCGGCGGGUUCACACCAGGGAGCGGCUGCACAUCUGCUCCGAGUGUGGGAAGGGAUUUAUUUACACGUACAAACUGGUGACCCACCAGCGGCGGGUCCACCCUGGGGUGUGGAGUCCACCUGUUCUGGCUCCGAGAAGGGAUUCGCUCAGUCAUUCCACCCGCUGACACACC